Olea europaea var. sylvestris is the source of this 2163-nucleotide messenger RNA. RefSeq names its product LRR receptor-like serine/threonine-protein kinase FLS2. Gene Ontology annotation, molecular function: protein binding. The record is from RefSeq and is a predicted model, not a curated record. The transcript has 2 exons. The coding region runs from base 1 to 2163 and encodes 720 amino acids. Lineage: Eukaryota; Viridiplantae; Streptophyta; Magnoliopsida; Lamiales; Oleaceae.
AUGAUAAAUGAAGGAGCUGAUAUUUGUGAUGUUGAAGAAAAUGAAAUUGGUUUUUGUGAACUUAAAAACCUUCAAAAAUUAGACCUCAGUCUAAACACCUUUGAAGGACAACUCCCUCAUUGUUUCACCAGCUUGAGCUCUAUAAGAGUUUUAGAUCUUUCUAAGAAUCGUUUCAAAGGAGACAUUUCCUUCAUAAUAUCCAACCUCACAUCUCUGGAAUACAUGAGCCUAAAGGAUAACGAAUUCGAGGGUAAAUUAUCACUUAGUUUAUUGGCCAAUCAUUCUAAGUUGGAGAUCGUUGAAUUGGCGAAUAUGGGAAAAAUGGAUGUUGAAACCGAAAAUUCAAAUUGGACCCCAAGUUUUCAAUUGAAAGUUCUUCUACUGUCCAAUUGUAGCCUUAAUAAACUCAGUGGCAAUAUCCCCACAUUUCUUUCAAGCCAAUACAAGCUUUAUCUGAUUGAUCUCUCCCAAAACAACCCGCGAGGAAAUAUUCCUAAUUGGUUGCUUCAAAAAAAUGCAGGAUUAGAAGUUUUAAACUUAAGAAACAACUCUCUUGUUGGCCAGUUAUCACUGCCUCCUCAUAAGAACAAUUGCAUUUAUUGGUACGAUCGUUCAAACAAUGAGUUCACUGGACAGGUAGGGAAAAACAUGGGAAAAAAGCUUCUAAGCAUUGAUUAUCUUAACCUAUCCAGAAACUAUUUCGAUGGUACCAUUCCAUCCUCAUUCGGCAACAUGUCUAACUUGAGUCAAUUGGACUUGUCUUUCAACAACUUUUAUGGAGAAAUACCAAAAGAACUGAUUUUCGAAUGCAUCUAUUUAUCUAUUCUCAAAUUAUCCAGCAAUAAGUUCGAAGGGGAAAUAUUUGCUAGUGGCUUCAACUGGACAAGUAUAAUUGUUUUAAGCCUAGAGGACAACCACUUCUCUGGAACUGUGUCAAAUAUUUUCACUUUGAGCCCUGCCGUGAGUAUGUGGGACAUUAGCAGCAACAAUUUCUCAGGUGAAGUCAGUUGGAUAUCUAAUAUAACAUUCAUGAAGAAUGUCCUCAUGUACAAUAACUUCUUCAGAGGCCGGCUCCCGUGUCAACUAGGGCCAUACGAGCUUUUAGACAUCUCACAUAACUCUCUUUUGGGGCCUUUACCAUCUUGCUCGACCAUCCAGGGUCACACAGUUUUACAGGGAAACAAGUUUACCGGACCAAUACCAGAUGAUUUUCUAAAUUCAUCAUAUCUAGUAACAUUGGAUAUGAGUGAUAACCUUCUGUCUGGUACGAUCCCCAACUCAAUCCAUGCGCUCUCCGACUUGAGGAUUCUUCUGUUGGGGUCAAAUCAGUUGAAUGGCUCCAUUCCCAGCCACAUAUGUAAUUUGAACAAAGUCUCCCUGAUGGACCUGUCCCACAACAAAUUCUCAGGGAUUAUUCCUCAUUGCAUCAAUAACAUCUCUUUCGGGAAAUUUGGUGUGUACGAUCAAGUAUUCGGCUCAAGAUACAGCAUUGAAUGGGAAAAUCGUCCAAUCUGUACAUAUGGGAAUAUCUUGGUGAGGACUUAUGACCAAGAGAAUGCAGUCAAAGGAUACUAUGGAUACGAUAUAUUAUUUGCUGUCAAAUUUGUUACAAAAGAAAGGUCCGGCUCCUACAAGGGAAAAAUCCUCAACUACAUGUCGGGAUUCGAUUUGUCAUGCAACAAUCUAACAGGAGAAAUCCCACAUGAAAUUGGAGAUUUGGGUUCACUUCAUGCGAUAAACUUGUCUCAUAACGGUCUUAAGAGUUCCAUUCCUAAAAUUUUCUCUCGUCUUUCCCAGAUAGAAAGUUUAGACCUUUCAUACAACAGAUUGAGUGGAGAGAUUCCACCUGAAUUGCUGAAUCUCCACUUUCUGGAAACGUUCAGUGUGGCUUAUAACAACUUGUCAGGUAAAACUCUAGAAAUGAAAGCACAAUUUGGGACUUUUGAUAGGAGCAGUUAUGAGGGAAAUCUGUAUCUUUGUGGACUUCCACUGGAAAAUAAAUGCUCUUCCACUGGGGAGAUGCCAAAGUCAUCAUCCAGUUCAGAGAGAGAGGACAGGAAAUGGUACAAAAUAGAUAUAGCAGAUUUUUAUCCCACUUUUAUUGUUUCCUACAUCGCGUUCUUUCUAGCAGCAAUUGCUGUUUUGUAUAUGAAUCUCUCCUAG